Messenger RNA from Thyridium curvatum, 2388 nucleotides. RefSeq lists its product as uncharacterized. The transcript has 6 exons. Gene Ontology annotation, molecular function: protein binding. Lineage: Eukaryota; Fungi; Ascomycota; Sordariomycetes; Thyridiales; Thyridiaceae. The record is from RefSeq and is a predicted model, not a curated record. Gene Ontology annotation, cellular component: nuclear periphery; anaphase-promoting complex. The coding region runs from base 1 to 2388 and encodes 795 amino acids. Gene Ontology annotation, biological process: protein K11-linked ubiquitination; anaphase-promoting complex-dependent catabolic process; positive regulation of mitotic metaphase/anaphase transition.
AUGGAGAGCUCUGUUGGGUUGAAGGUCCUCAGCCAGAGCUCAUUCCCAGGUCCUGUCUCGAGGGACCUCCUAGCAAUAAGUCCUACUAUCGACCUGUCCGUUUCUGUCGGCGACGAUGGCAGCACACUGUAUAUCCGGAGGCCUGGCGGUGACUUGGUCUCCAAGCUUACAGAGAGAGGCCGGACGGUACAAGCUCUACGCUGGAAAGCUGAUGGUCAAUUUCUAGCCGUGGCAUGGAGCGGGGGUGUAGUUCGGUUGAUGAGUCUCGAGAACAGCAAAGCUGUACAUACUCUCAACGUCAGUGUUGAUUCAGACCCGAAUAUCAAGUACAUUGGCUGGGCGAGGAACCUCACAGGCAAACGGGGGUUCGGAAAGUCAAAAGCAGCCGCUGGAUCAUGGCGGCGAUUGCUAUCACAACAAGGCUUUGAAAAGGAUGAAGAAAAGGAGCUUCUUGACCUGCCGCACGAAUUGACCUUCCUCGAGGUGGACACUGCGCUGCCAAAGCUCAGUCCUCUGCCCGUUUCUGGUGGCUCUGGUGAUGACAUGUUUGUCUUCUCAACUCGGACAUCGCUGGAGUUUGUAUUCCAGCCUAUGAAGGCCGAGGAUGCGGACAAGGUCGACGUCAUGAUCCUUGGCACGGCCGACGGCGGCAUCCAGCUGAGCCUCUAUGACACUUUUGUCAUUGGCACUUUCGGCUAUCCUCCGAGGCGGCAGUCACUGAAAGAUCUCCCUGCUGCCAUGCGUCUUUAUAGCCAUGCCUCCCAUGGAUCCAUUUCCACCCACUCACUGUUGCUCACUGAAGCUCAAGCCAAGGGAGACCCAGUAGCGCUACACCUUGUCCCAAUCGACCUCCCGUUCAUACACUCCUCUCCAGUCAACCUAGCUCUACUAGCAUCGAAAACCACAACAUUACAAAAGCUUCUCCGUUAUGUGAAGCAAACGCAGGUCCACAUGGUGGGCGAGUGGCAAGCAGCCAGAGAGCUGCCUGCUAGGUUCAUAGCUGGUGUUCAAGAAGAGCUUGAGAAGCUCCCAGGAGGCACAAUGACGAUCAUACAGGCCUUAUUCCAUACGGUACUGACGGGUCAUACUUUCCCAGCCGUCAGGGAGUGGCUUGUUGACACGCUGGCCGAGCGAGGACACAAACGAUGGGACAAAGCCGUCAUGUCCGGUCUGGAGAACCUCAGGGGCCUCGUCCACGAGAACAUGAUCCCGGCCCUAGAGCGCUGCGCCGUCAUCCUCAGCCGCCUGCAAGGGCUGGCCAAGUUCCACGAGGACACCGAGGACAUCGGCUUCAAGUCGUCCCAGAUCACGCGCAUCAUGGACGUCGUGUCGUGCCUGACCCUGGUCUCGCACAAGAUCCUCCUCCUCGUGAUGGAGGAGCUGGACCUCUUCACCGUCUUCUCCUCGUGGCUGCGCCUGCAGAUCGACAAGCUCGCGAGCCCGAGCCAGUCCGAGGAGCUGUCGGAGAAGGAGGCCACGAUGGACUACAGCAAGGUCCUCGCCUACAUCGAGGGCCAUCUGCAGGUCAGCCCCCUGGGCCUGUUCCUCAACCAGGUGGCCCCCGAGGACUGGAGCCGCGAUUGGGAGUACAUCGAAGACGGCGUCUCCCUGCUCGAGAUGCUCGACAAGCAGCUGCAAAAGUACGAGGAGGGCAGCCCGCACAUGAAGGCCUUCCCCCGGCUCGACUUCCUGGUCGACUACCUCGCCACGCGGGCCAGCACCGUCUUCGAGGGCAUCGCCGAGACGCAGAAGCGCUGCGUGCGGUUCGGCCAGGGCACGCGGUUGGACAUCGGCUCGCCGAUCAGCAAGGCGGAUAUCCGCGUGGUGCCACUACCCAGAGAUGAGGGCAUCGACAGCCUCACCUUCACAGCUCUCGUCCCGCAGACCGAGCCCAGCUACCUCUACAUCUUCCGCACGAGCGUGCACAUCAUCAACGGCAUAAGCAGCAGCGUCUGGACCCAGGCCGCGGGCCUGGACCUCGCCGGCGGGCGCAUCAUCGACGCCAAGUUCCUCGGCGACGAGACCUUGCUCGUCCUGUGGCGGAGCAGCAGCAGCAGCGUGACGGAAGGCGGCCCGCAGGCCGCCGCCGCCGCCGCCGCCGCCGCCGUCAAACUCGUGGCCGUGCCGCUGCAGGACACGCGGCUACCGUACAAGGGGUACAUAGAAGGCUCGGCGGUCGAGGCGCCCGUGCCCGUCUCGGUGGCGGACUCGGGCUGGUGGUCUGCGGAUGUGCCGGUCGAGAAGGCCGGCGGCUCCUCGGUCCCGAGCGCCAUGGAGGUCGUGGGGCCGAGCAGCGCCCGGGGCGAGAUGCCGGCCCGGGUAUGCCUGCUGGGCAAGGACAGGGUUACCUUCAAGGUGUUUGGGCUUCCCGACAAGCUGGAGGCAUGA